This is a messenger RNA of Osmia bicornis bicornis, 6464 nucleotides long. Its product is annotated as protein qui-1. The coding region runs from base 1592 to 6358 and encodes 1588 amino acids. The record is from RefSeq and is a predicted model, not a curated record. NCBI's taxonomy places the organism in Eukaryota, Metazoa, Arthropoda, Insecta, Hymenoptera, Megachilidae. Gene Ontology annotation, molecular function: protein binding. The transcript has 20 exons.
AGAUGCAUCUUUCAAUACAAUAUUCAUGUAUGUAUUUUUUUAUUUUAUUUUUGCGAAAUUUUCGUUAAUAGUUCUAUGAUAUUAAUUGCAUCUGUUUCAGAUUCAAAAUCCUCGUUAACGGCACUGGAGAAUAAUACUUUUUCAAUUACAGUAAAUAGAUAUUACGUAAUUGAAUGGAAAUGGAAAAGUGUGCGAGUUGAUUUUAAAAUUUCUGACAAAACAUAAUUCUUUGCAGUUGAAUGAUUACUUAUAUGUAAGUUAAUGAAAGUUAAAUCAGUAUUUAAUUCUUACUUAUACAGCUGUUUAUUUUGAAACUUUAUUUAAGAAGAAAAAGAAGAUAAAAAGAAGGAAGAAGAAAAAGAAAUUGAAAGAAAUGAAACUCGUGUCGAAGACGACCGAAAGGUUCCGAAGGUGAACGAGCUUGUAGCAUAAUUUGAAAAGUGAUGCGCGUGCAUGUUGCGCGCAUACGCGUCGCGUUUAUGCGUUGCACGUCGUAUGCAUCGCAGUUGUGCGUUUACGUCACACUUCUGAUGCAGCAUUGCGUAUGUGUGUUGUGUGUGUGUGUAUAUGUACUUAUUUACAUAUGUUUAAUGUAUGUGGUUUUCUUAAAAGGAAUGAUAAAGCGCGGAAGUUACACUCUAUCAACCCUCCAGCAGAUGGCACUUGAUCAACCUGUCCCCAGGUAAACGUAGUUGGUGCGCAUGCGCGUCGACCUAUCGCUUUAGUAGAGCGGGGUGCUGGAGUCAGUAGUAGUGCGGCGACCGUAGCGAGGGGACAGAGGCUUUAUCGCAGCUGAGACGACAGACCGAUUUCUUAAGAAUAUUCGAAAAUGGGCUCAACGUAGUCAACGAAGUAAAAGUCAAGGAGGAAAUUACUAAAAGAAGAUGAAUAUUACACUCGUUAUUUGACCAGGACCAUUAGUCAGCAAUACAAAAUUUCAGUACAAAGAUUAUUUAACAAAAAGUAAAAGAAAAAGAAAGAGAAAAAGAAAAUGAAAUAAAAAAGAAAAGAGAAGAAAAGAAACGAUGAUAGAAAAAUCACUUUAAAGAAAAGUACAAUAAAAAGAAGAAAAAAUAAACGCGAGGACAAUCGUCACUAAAGUUACCUAAUUAACUAAUUAAUCAAUCAAAUCAACGUUGUAUAAAUCAGAUUUCUAUUGACGACUGAAAAGAAUAUACAUUCAUCGAAAUCGCGGUUGAUCUUAAGAAAUAUUUGGUGUUUAAAGUAUUGUGAAAUGAAAAAAGAGAAACGAAUAUUUUAAUUGUAUUAAUUAAGAAAGGAAGAAAGAAAGAAAGAAUAACGGAUACAAUCAAUUAGUGGUUAUAUAACAUACACGUUUGAGAAAGUAUAUGUAGAUGUUAAAUAAAUGAAUAAUUGUAUAAUUAUAUAAAAUGUUUAGUGUCCAUUGGGUCCACAUUUAAAGAGAUUAAAAUCUCUGUUUUUAUUGUUAUCAUUGAGAAUAAGAGAGGAAUAUAUUUCAAAGGAAGAAAAGUGGAAAACAGAAGAAAAAUUGAUUCUAAACAAAGAAUACUCUGUUCAGAAGGAAGAAUGUUGGUUUGAAUUGAAAAACUAACGAUAAGAAACAUCGAAAAUGAAUCUAGAAGUGGAAUUGAUCGCAGGGGUGAUUAAGGGUGGACCAGCUCCGAAAAAUUUACCUGCUCCAAGGCUUAUUAAAAUCUUCAUCGCUGGAGAACGGAACGAAUUUAUCGAGGAACGGAAGCAACUUUUAGAACUAGUCGGACCGGAAUUACAGUCGAUUUAUGAUGACAUGGGAAUCGAGGUUCUAUUGGUGGAUAUGCACUAUGCAACGAAUGUGAAUCCUGAUAGAAAUCCAUUCUUAGCCGAACAUUUUUUCGAUGAAAUAAACGCUGCUUAUCGACAUUCAAGAGGCUGUUUUCUCUUGCUGCUAAUAGGAGACGAGUACAGUACUGGAUGGCUGCCAACGAGACUGACAGAGGAAACUUACGGAAUUCUUUCCACUCGUUACUCUGCGAUGGAAGAAUAUUACGAACAGGAUAGUAAUUGCUACGUCUUAAAGGCUGGCAGGUACGAUACCGUAAAGGACAGUUGGCAAAAUUCUGAACCGACUAUAAGAGAAACGCUGAAGAAAGCUAUAGAAUCCGUCGUUUCUGAAAAAUCUGACAACGAAGAAAUUAGAAAUAUAUUAAAGAGUACCACGGAGAGACAGCUCGAAUAUGCUUUGAAAUUAGACGAGACAGGAGAAGGCAUUAUAGCGGUGACGCGUAGCUGGAAAGGAAAGAAAAGUUCAAAAGCGGUAUCGUCGUUAAAAUCUCUCGUAACUAGUAAUCUACCAGUUGACAAUAUAAUUAACGUAGAAGUAGAACAAAAGACAGGCGGUAUUAAUCCUGACAAUAGAAGCCACAAAGGAUAUCUGGCACAUCUUUGUCGUUUGGUGGUGAAUCGUGUACAAACGUUAGUUAACGCUUCGAUCGAAGCCGAUCCAGAGAUGAAAAGCAAGAAAAAAAUGGUGCAAGAGAUUUAUGCUGAGAGUCUGAUGCAUCUCGCGCUUCUUAGAGAUGUGAAAGCUUCCGAGGACAAUGAGAAUAUAGAGCGAAUAAAGCAGCUGUUGAUCGCUGGUAAAUCGCAGAAACAUGGGCCGAUAAUGAUAAAAGGUGGCAAGUACUCGGGAAAGUCUUCUUUGCUCUCAAGAAUCUACGCGGACGCUUCAUCUUGGUUAGAUUCUGCCACUUUCAAAGUGGUUCGCCUUUGUGCUUCCACUCCUCGAUCAGCGUAUAGCUUGGAAUUGCUUCGAGUGCUUUGUCAACACGUCGGCUUUCUGUCUGGCGUGUUAGAUGGAAACCUUCCGAAAGACGCAUCGUUCGAUCCUCUUUACUUGAACAAUUGGCUCGGUCAAAUUAUCAGACGGAUCGAAGAGGAGCCGCUGAAGGAGCAACUGCUGAUACUUCUCGAUGAUCUUCAUCGAUUGCAUCCACUCGAGUGUGAUAUCGUUGCUGCUCUUUCAUGGUUACCUACACAUUUACCUCCUGGAGUGCAUUUGCUAGUGACCACAGCAGUUCCCCCCGAAAUGCUGCGGUUGACCCCUGUACAAAAGGAAAGAUUGCGAAGUAACGAGAUUUUAAUCGAACUCCAAGACUCAAGUUUGGAUUCUGAAGAAAGUGAAAACGUUUUUGACACGUUAGAAAGAUUGAUAGGAGAAUGUGCGGCCAACAGAAUCGGUGCAAUCUUGGCAUGCACAGAGUACGGUUUAUCCGAAACUGAAGUUCUCGAAAUGAUCAUGCCCACCGGUGGUGGUGACGACGGACCCUUGUUUCUUCAAGAAGGAAUGUUCAAUUUUUCAACGUGGUAUUUGGUUAGAAGAACGUUUAACGAAUAUCUAAAGGUACGAGUAUUAAGUGGAAGACUGCUGUUCUCCUGGCAGUAUCCGAUUCGCGAUCUAGCUAGAAAAAGAUACUUCUCCAAUCAAGAAACCCUAAAGAGUUAUCACGGUGAGUUGGCAAAUCAUUUCUUUACCGAAGAUUUCGAAGACAAGGAUGACAAAUCAUCCCCUGAAGAAGAAACUCCUAAGAAGGAGACACCUUUCCAAAGCCGACCAAGAUCUCAAGACACGGCUUACAAUAUUAGACACGUCGAAGAAGCUUGGUUACAUUUAUUAAGAGCCGGAGAUGUCGAAAAGUUGAAGAAAUUAGCUGUCUGCGCUUUUGAUUUUCUUCUUGCCGCUGUACAGACGAUUUCUGUUAGUUAUUUAAGAUGCGUUUUGGAACAUUCGAGAAGAUACCUGCUAGAAAGAGAUUUAGAAUUGGUCUAUUACACCGUAAGAAAGUCGAGUGAUAUUUUGACAAGGGAUCCUCUUCAACUUGGAGCGCAGCUGAUCUGCUGGCUGAGACCUGUGGCCGAAGAUGGUGGUGACUUGGUGAGCAGAAUGGUCACUGCGGCAAUGGCUUGGUGCGAUGGAUAUACAGCACCAUUGUUGGUACCAUUAAAUGGCUGGCUUCAACCACCUUUACCUCUUCAAAUUCGGACAUUAUCUUGUCCACAAGGAGUGAAACUUGUUGAAGCGGCACCUUCUGGACAACACGUUAUAGUUGUUCCUUUUCAAGGUGAUGCUCAACUCUGGCACGUGAUGUCUGGACAAUUGGUUCAUACUUUUAAAGAUAUUUUAGGCCACUCGAGUCCAAUAUCUUGCUUAGCGGUAACCCAACAAUCCCAGUAUUUGCUAACUGGCUCUGAAGACACUUCGAUCAUAGUCUGGGACAUGAAGGAAUUUACCUUGAAACUGAGAAUCCAGGAACAUAUCGCUCCAGUAUUAUGCUUGACAUCUGCCCUCAAGAAUUCUGUGAUUGUCAGCGGUGGCGAAGAUUCUAGGAUCAUCGCCACAAGCUUGCUAACAGGUGACGUUCUGAUCAAGGUGGAUCAUCACAGAGGACCAGUGAACUCGAUUCUCGUCGAUUCAGCUGGGGAGAUCCUCGUAUCCGGCUCAUCUGAUUGUACAGUUUGUUUAUGGUGUCUGGUGAGAUUCACCUUGUUGAAGAGUAUCGUUCUUCCAUCUGCGGUAACGAUGCUGGACGUGUCAGCGGAUUCUGUCUUCCUGUUGGCGGCUUGCGAGGACCAGAAACUAUACCUGAGAUCUUUGGCCACGGGAACAGAGAUUCACACGUUGAGAGGGCAUCAAGGCGAAGUGAAGAGCAUAUGCUUGGCAAGGGACUGUAGAAGAGCGAUCGCGGGUGGAGCGAAGGGCAAAGUUUCUGUUUUUGAUAUGCAUAGUGGAAGGUUGACGAGAACCCUGCCAGCGAAUCCUUCGGCAGAUGUCACCGCUGUUAAAGUGACAGAAAAAGAUGACUUCUUGAUAACGGCUUCCGGUGAUCGAGUAACUUAUUGGAGCUUUCGAGGCGAAGAAGCACACGCGAAGGUCCAAAAAUCUAGUAAGCAGGAAUCAUUGCAUCCACACACAGCUCCCAUUUCGUGUUUAGAUAUAUCUAGAGACGGAGCAAUGGCGGUCACUGGUGGAGUCGAUUCCCUGGUGAAUCUAUGGCAACUGAACACACACGAGUUGCUGUCCACCUUCGAAGGUCACAUCGCUAGCAUCACGUGCAUCGCGUUCUCAGCUUCCGGUUUAUUCGUUGCUUCUGGUUCCGAGGACAAAACAGUCCGAGUUUGGGGGUUGACAUUGGGUUUAGUAGUAGCUACUUUUAAACAUCAAGCACCGGUUACCGCAGUUACGGCCAUGUUCGAUGGUCGACGAAUAGUCAGUUCCGACAGGGCUGGUACGAUUCGCGUUUGGGCAGCAGAUACAGGAACCCUCAUUCAAUCCGUCUGUGGACCUGGUCGUUGUUUCACUGUUUCUUCUGACAUGAGGUACGCUAUAUGUGGAACGGGAGACAAUCAGCUGCGAAUAGUGAGUUUAGGAGCCGGUCCUGAAGAGAAAUAUCAAGUAUCGCAUUCUCAAGAUAUUACUUGCCUGGUGGCUAGCCCUGAUUCUAGAUUAUUGAUCACGGGAUCCAGGGAUAUGAGUUUAAAAGUUUGGCAAUUAGCUGGUGGUAAAUUAUCACAGGUUCUCGUGGGACACACAGAUCACGUCACAUGUGUUGCGGUAUCCGUCCUUGAUAAGUCCAUCGUGGUGUCCGGCUCGAAGGAUGCCAACCUGAUCGUUUGGGACAUCAACACUGGCUCGGAUCUUCAUACUUUGAACGGUCAUUUGGGAUACAUCACGUGUGUAAAGUUAUCCGGAGACGGUACUCUUGCAGCUUCGGGAAGCGAAGACAAGAGUCUGAUUAUUUGGGACACGAAGAAAGGCUGUCCCCUCAACAGUAUUAUGUUGCACGUACCAGUGUUGGGCGUUGAACUUGCGACUGAUCUUUCAAGACUUUCUUUGCAUCUGCUCGAACACAAAUGCAUGCCCAUCCUCUGUUUCUACAAUACACCGGCUCAGUACGUUAAAUUACCAGACUACGUGGCUCCUUGGUGCGAUAUCAGAGACUUGAGACCUCCUGGCCCAAAGAGACCCAACAAGAGGCUCCUAAAGAAGGAGGUAUCGUUGGACAGUGAUACGUGGCGGAGAAAAUAUGGCCAUCUUACAUCAGGAGUAUUAAGAUCAUCGGUGGAUGACGGUCUCCAACGACGGUUUAGCGUAAGCGCGUCAAUGGAUGAGAUCAGCAAAGUCGGAUUAACGAGUAGUCCCUCGGGACUUGGUCCAGAACAGGCAGCUCUUGCUCAGUCGCAACACUUUGAUCAACUAGAAGCACUUUGGAACAAACAGUCGCCACCAGCUAGGCCUCGUUCUCAUGGUAGAACACUUUCCAAGCAAAGCUCUUUACAGGCUACACGAAUAUCCGAUUCGGAUGAGGAGGAGGAGGAGGAGGAGGAGGGCGUACCAGAUUAAAAGAAAAGAAACUAAACGGACUAAAUCCAAAUCAUAAUACCUACAUAAAUACCUUCUUCUUUCUUUAUUGUCUUUAUUGUCUUUAUUGUCUUUAUUGUCUUUAUUG